AUGGACCGGGCGGCCGUAGCGAGGGUGGGCGCGGUAGCGAGCGCCAGUGUGUGCGCCCUGGUGGCGGGGGUGGUGCUGGCCCAGUACAUAUUCACCUUGAAGAGGAAGACCGGGCGGAAGACCAAGAUCAUCGAGAUGAUAAUAACAGACUUUGAUAUGACACUCAGUAGAUUUUCCCACAAAGGGAAAAGAUGCCCAACAUGUCACAAUAUCAUUGACAACUGUAAACUGGUUACAGAUGAAUGUCGGGAAAAGUUAUUGAAACUAAAGGAAAAGUAUUACGCUAUUGAAGUUGAUCCUGGUCUUACUGUAGAACAGAAGUACCCUCAUAUGGUGGAAUGGUAUAAUAAAUCACAUCGUUUGCUUGUUGAACAAUCUUUACCAAAAGCUAAACUUACAGAAAUUGUGGCAGAAUCUGAUGUUAUGCUCAAGGAAGGAUAUGAGAAUUUCUUUGAUAAGCUCCAACAACACAGUAUCCCGGUGUUCAUAUUUUCAGCUGGUAUCGGUGAUGUACUAGAGGAGGUUAUCCGUCAAGCUGGUGUUUAUCAUCCAAAUGUCAAAGUUGUGUCCAACUUCAUGGAUUUUGAUGAAAAUGGAGUACUCAAAGGAUUUAAAGGAGAACUAAUUCAUGUAUUUAACAAACAUGAUGGUGCCUUGAAGAAUACAGAAUAUUUUAAUCAACUAAAAGACAAUAGCAACAUAAUUCUGCUGGGAGACUCCCAAGGAGACUUAAGAAUGGCAGAUGGAGUAGCCAAUGUUGAACACAUUCUGAAAAUUGGAUAUCUAAAUGAUAGAGUGGAUGAGCUUUUAGAAAAGUACAUGGACUCUUAUGAUAUUGUUUUAGUGCAAGAUGAAUCACUGGAGGUAGUCAACUCUAUUUUACAGAAGAUUCUAUAA
Messenger RNA from Propithecus coquereli (Coquerel's sifaka), 897 nucleotides. It is a transcript of the gene NT5C3A, whose product is annotated as 5'-nucleotidase, cytosolic IIIA. NCBI's taxonomy places the organism in Eukaryota, Metazoa, Chordata, Mammalia, Primates, Indriidae. Gene Ontology annotation, molecular function: magnesium ion binding; 5'-nucleotidase activity. Gene Ontology annotation, cellular component: cytoplasm. The record is from RefSeq and is a predicted model, not a curated record. The transcript is spliced from 8 exons. The coding region runs from base 1 to 897 and encodes 298 amino acids.